Messenger RNA from Exophiala dermatitidis NIH/UT8656, 1461 nucleotides. RefSeq lists its product as uncharacterized. The record is from RefSeq and is a predicted model, not a curated record. The coding region runs from base 85 to 321 and encodes 78 amino acids. The transcript has 2 exons. Gene Ontology annotation, biological process: mitochondrial respiratory chain complex IV assembly. Gene Ontology annotation, cellular component: mitochondrion. NCBI's taxonomy places the organism in Eukaryota, Fungi, Ascomycota, Eurotiomycetes, Chaetothyriales, Herpotrichiellaceae.
UUUAUGAUUUCCUGGUACAAGAUAUCUGCUUUGACUAUUCGACCGUACCGUUGAACACCUUUUCAACCUAUUACAGCAGUUACAAUGUCCACCGCUUCAAAAGUCACUCUCCUAAGCACGAUCCUGGCCACAGCCGGCAUCGUCUCUUUUGUCCAUUGGGCCCAGACGGCCGAGAAAGAGGCCAUGCACGCCGGCGUCAUACGAGAUAUGGAACAGCAGCGCAUCAAGGCAGAACGGCAGGCGGAUUUCGAAAUGCAGAAGAGACUCGAGGAAGAAUAUAAAAAGCUGCAGACGGUACAUGACAGCACUGGAGAAGCUUGACGAUAAGAACAUGCCGUUAAAAAACGCAUAUCCAUUGGAACGGAACGUUUCCCUCUUCAGCAAGGGUGCCUGAGAUACACUCCGACAGACUCGGCGAGGUGGUCCCAAAUGCGACGAGAGAGCAGGGUGAUCUCGGACCGCGCUAAACGACCGCCUUUCCUGGUGCAUGCUAUGACAGACACCCCAUUGAGUGGUCAACAGCACGGCAUGAUCUAGACUGGAUCUCGGACAUGCCCUGGUCUGUCUAUGCCUUGCACUCUUGACAGCUCCAAAUGGCCUUCAACAAGCCAAACCAAUCUCUCUACUGAAAAAACUCAGCACGAAACACGACUUGCUGAAAAUGGACGUGAUCCCCUCUUCAACCAAAAGAUGCUAAAGUGAGAUCAUCUCUCAAUACACCACCAGUGGAAUUUCCAGGGAUGAAGGAUGAACCAUACCUGACAUUUCGGAGAUGACAUCCCUCUUAUGCCGAGCUGGGACUCGAAAAUCGAAACGAAUGUCUCAAACAGGACCUUACGAAGUCCCAUCCUCUGGAGGUGUCUCGGGACACAAUCGUACUGGCCAGCCGAAAGGAGUCAGUCGUGGCGUCUGAUCACCAUUUCCCCUAUACUUGUGCUCUCGUAAGCCGGCUACGGAAUAUGGACACCGAUUCCGUGUACGGCGAGAGUCCAGAUGGGACGACAAAAAUAAAUGAAUGAACGAACGAAUCUCCACCCAAUCACGACAUAAAAACGCAUUGGAAUGACUAUCCUUAUAGAACCCGUGUCCAAUAUGCAACUAUGCUUUAUCAAUCUCGACUCAGACCAUAUUUCAAUAUAAAUAUAUUCGAGCACUACCUUGGCAUCUGCCUUUUUCCCAGUGCAAUAUACACGUUCCAGGCCAGGUAAAGAAAGAUAUAAUCCCGAAUCUAAUAAUUGAUCUGAUCCGACUGUCUUAAGGUGCAUGGUUACAUCUGUUACAUAUUAUUAUGUUCAUUUCUACAGUCAUAGGUACAGGUCUAGACAGUUACGGCCCAGUUCGUGUUUCACAGUAUGCUAUAUCAUAUAAAGCUACGUUAUUCAAGUUGCCGCUCAGCCAGUUCAAAAUAUUACAUUUUCGAUAUUGAACCUCGGGCCAACGAGCUCAAUAAUAUCAACUUCA